UCAAAGCUGCAUUUACUUGUUAAAAAUACAGAAAAUUGUGAAAUAUUAUUAGUUUCAAAUAAUUGUUUUCUAUUUUAAUAUAUUUUAAAAUUGAAUUUAUUCCUGUGAUGCAAAGCUGAAUUUCUGAUCAUUACUUUCUGCAUGCUUUCUGCAUCAUUACUCCAGUCUUCAGUAUCACAUGAUCCUUCAGAAAUCAUUCUAAUGUGCUGAUUUAUUACUUAUAUUAUCAAGGCUGGAAACAGUUGUGCUGUGGAACAACUGUGAUUUUCAGAAUUCUUAAAAAAAAAAAAAAAAAAAAAAAAAAAAAAAGGGUAAAAAGAACAGCAUUUAUUCUAAAUAUAAGUCUUUUUUAACAAUGUAAGUGAUUGCUAUAAUUUGUUUGAUCAAUUUAACAUCCUUGGUGAAUAAAAAUAUUAAUUUCUUUAAAAAAAAAAAAAGAAUUUUAAAUGAAUACUGUUUUUUUUUUUUUUUCAUCAAAAUAUCCUGGAAAAAAAGUAUGACAGGUUCCAACAAAAUAUUAAGCAGCACAACUGUUUUCAACAUUGAUAAUAAAUCAGUAUAUUAGAAUGAUUUCUGAAGGAUCAUGUGACACUGAAAAGUAGAGUAAUUAUGCUGAAAAUUUAGCUUGCAUCACAGGAAUAAAUUAUAAAUUGUUAUUUUACAUUGAAAUAAUAUUUCACAAUAUUUUUUUCUGGAUUUUUGAUCAAAUAAAUGCAGCCUUGAUUAGCAUAAGAAACAUCUUUUAAAAACAUAAAAAAUCUUGCUGAUCCCAAACUUGUGAACAGCAGUCUACUUUACUAUUAAAUGAAGUGUACUACAUUAAAUACAGGAAGUAAUCAACCUUAAUAACUUUAUAAAUAUUAACUAUAAUGGCUAUUUUUAUUUUCAUCUAUCUAGUCCCAAUGAGAAGAACUUUUUUAAGAAAUGCAUCAGAUGUGUGUAAUUCUUUACAUAUUGUCUAAAGGGUGAUGUCAUAAACCAAGUCAUGGUGAUUCAGUAGAUUAACCAAGACCUCAAGACCUCAAUGAGAGUAUUUGAGUCAGCAGUUAUACAAUCUAACUUAUGUACAGCACAAUUUAUCUGUAUGCGUUGACCCUUGCCCUUGUUCUUUAAACUUGUCUGAUGACACACACUUAAGUUUAUGACUUACUGUAACACUUCCUCUAAAGGAAACUGAAGAAACUUUAAAAUCAUGUAACACUUAUUUCUCAGUACUAAUUAAAGGUGUAGUUUACAUACACACACACACACACACACACAAAGAAAAUACUGUUAUUUAGGCUACCCACCUUCAUGUCAUUGCAAAUUCUGCAGAACACAAAAGAAGAUAUUUUGAAAAAUGUUGUUUUAUUGUAUCGCAAAAAACAUUCUUCAAAAUAACCCGUGUUCCAAAGAUUCCGUAGUUUCACAAGAGAGAAUAAAAUGAUGACAGAAUUAAAAUUUUUGGAGGAAAAUCUGGCAAGCAGUUGGAAUUAAGGGUCAGGUUGAAAAAAAAAAAAAAACUAAAGACAGAAGCUGGAGGUUAUAUCUACUGACUAAAUUUAACAGUUCACUAAAUGGGUGGUUAAACAAAGCUCUGUGUUUAUAAGAGCUGCGUCACUGCUGUCAGGUCAAAGACCAGUUGACUUGUCUCUCCGGGUGUUGAACCACGCUUCCGCAUGAAGCACUGUGCUCCACUCCAGAUCCUUUGAAUAAUGUUUUGAGAAUCCCAGCAGAAUGAUACUGUGGAUUAAUGAGCUCAUAGACACUAAAUUUUAAUCAUCUUGAAGUAGACGAAGAAUGCAGCAAAUCGUUUGAAUGCAUCUGCAAUCACUGAAGUCACUACAGGCAAGUAAAACUGCCAAUGUUGCUUUGGAUCUGUCUUAUCUGUAAAGGAAUUAUAGAGGAAAUCUGUGGAAUGGAAAUAAAUGAUUUCAGGCAACAUCUUGCUUCCUGUAAAGAGAACUAAACCAGUAGCAGUAUUUGUGCACUUUGAGUCCUGCAAUCAUUAACUAUUGAUGCAUUCCAGAGUGUUUUAUCAAGACUACUGUACAGUGCAAUCACCUCUGGACGUCAGGCACAACUACAAGAUGGAUAAGGACGUACGCUGUAUAACAAGAAUAUUUGAAGAGAUGCAUAAAAAUAGUACUUGCAUUUAGGAACCAGUUACAUUCAAAUCAAGUUUGAGGUUAAUUCUUGGAUGCUCCAAUAUGGAUAAUGGGACAAACGGUUCCAGUAAUGGACCAGGUGAUGUUCAGCGAGUGCUGGUACCCAUAUUUGACAGCUUCAUCCUGGUAACCGGGGUGGUGGGACAUAUCCUGGUUCUUAUCGUCAUUUGUCGAACAAUGCGCAAAGGACAUGGACAGCCCAGCGGAGGACGGACAGGAGGACUCCAACAAACAAAUGCAAAUGGCACAGAUGUUCUUCUUCUGUCAUUAAGUGUGGCAGACCUUCUCCUCCUUUCCUGUCUUCCAUAUCACACAGUUGCAAUUGCAACCCAUCACUGGCCGUUUGGAGAAUUUAUGUGCAAGUCUGUGAGCUUCCUAAGUGCGAUGUGUACGGCAGCAAGCGCCUUUACGCUGGCCGCUUUGGCUUUUGCACGGUUCAUCAUCGUGGUCCAUCAAUCAAAAGCAUAUAAAUGGCGUAGAGAGGGGCGUUUAAAAAUAGUUGCGGGCAUACUGUGGAUACCGGCGGUGGUCUUGGCGUCACCUCAGUUUGCUUGGAAGACGCUGACUUCAGGCCGUGAAACGCGUGAGGACCUGGCAUGUUUCAAUUUCCUCUCUGACAAAGGCCAGUUGGCAUAUGGAUUGUGCCACUUCCUAUUCGCUUUUGCAUUUCCACUUGGGAUCAUCGUAAUAGCCUAUGCCAAGAUAUACCAUUACCUCAAAAUCACUAGAAGGGGACGCACAACUCAGAUUGACCAUUUGGAGCACUACCAUGCGCAUGUGACUAAGACUUCUGCUGUGUUAGUGCUGGCAUUUGCAUUGUGUUGGUUGCCGUCCUAUGGGUUGAUGUUUGCCCAGAUCGCUAAGGUUAAUGAAGCAUCUGGUCCUAUACCUCUCGGACCUUUCGCUACCUUUGCGCGCAUCAUGGCAACCUCUUCUACAGUGGCCAACCCCAUUCUCUAUGUUUUUAUGUCAGAGAAAUUCAGAAAGGAACUAAUGGAUCUGGGUCGAGGAGUUUGUGGAAAAGACCCUCGGAGUUAAUUAGAAUGAUUUGGUCCAUAAAGCAAGUUGUUUACAUAUUUAAAUGACUUUAUAUAAUCUAUUAACAAUAAUGUAUUUUUUUUUAAAUAUAUAUAUAUAUAUAUAUAAAAGAAAUAUGUAUAACAUUCUCAUAAAUUAUGUAACCAUGACCAAUAUUUUGGACACUAAGGAACUUUGUACAGGUAUUUCAAUGUAACAGUUUUUACACAGCCUCAUAAAAUGUCAAGAGGAGUCAAACAACUUGUGUUGUACAUUGUUUUAAUAUUUUGUGUUUGGUUAAACUGCAGACUUGUCAAGGGUUUGUUCAUCACAUGACAAUGUAGUUUAAUUUUGAGUACAUGCAGGUUUGAAGUAUUGAAGCAUUUACAGUUGAAGUCAAAAGUUUACAUACACCUUGCAGAAUCUGUAAAAUGGUAAUUUACCAAAAUAAGAGGGAUCAUACAAAAUGCAUGUUGUUUUUUAUUUAGAUUUGACCCAAAUAAGAUAUUUCAUAUAAAAUACAGUUUACAA
This is a messenger RNA of Labeo rohita (rohu), 3695 nucleotides long. Its product is annotated as galanin receptor type 1. Gene Ontology annotation, molecular function: G protein-coupled peptide receptor activity. The record is from RefSeq and is a predicted model, not a curated record. Gene Ontology annotation, cellular component: membrane. Lineage: Eukaryota; Metazoa; Chordata; Actinopteri; Cypriniformes; Cyprinidae. The coding region runs from base 2190 to 3185 and encodes 331 amino acids. Gene Ontology annotation, biological process: neuropeptide signaling pathway. The transcript has a single exon.